AUGCACACCCUCCUGCUCCUCCCUCCGGCUCACCCUCGCAUCAAGCACGUCGUCGUGCUCUACGAGGAGAACCGUGCCUUUGACCACUUCUUUGGCCACCAGCGGAGGCUCAAGGUGGACGGGCUCAAGGGCGACGAGAGCAACCCCGUCAACCCGGCCGACCCGGCUGCCGGAGCCGUCGGCGUGUCCGGCGGCGCUCCUUACGUGGCGAGGGAGCAGCCGAGGCACGGCUACGCGGCCUACCAGACCAAGCUCGAUAUCGUCGGCGGUGUGCCUCGCAUGGACGGCUUUGUCGAGUACGAGCGGUCCGUGCACCCUUUCGCGCAUCGCACGGCCGACGCGGUGAUGCAGGGCUUCUCGGAUGGAGCGCUGCCCGUGAGCACCGCGCUUGCAGCCGAGUUUGCCGUCUUCGACCGCUGGUUUGCGGCGUUCCCCGGCCCGUCUUGGCCGAACCACAUGUUUUCGAUCUCUGGCACGGCCGGCGGCGGGACAAACACCGGGGAUGGCCACCUCUGUCGUCCGGGUGCGAGGUACCCGCAGCGCACCAUCUUCGACUCUCUGCUGGCGGCGGGGCACGAGUACGCCCGCAUCUACAACGACUCUGGAGUCAACAAGUCGCUCGGCGCGCUCGGCGGGCCAAACAGCGACCACCCCGACUGCUGCGACGUGGCGCUCGGCGAGCGGCUGCGGAAGGACCUGUACGAGGCCGUGCGGGCCGGGCCGGGCUGGAACGAGACGGCGCUCCUCUUCACGUGGGACGACCCAGGGGGCUUCUACGACCACGUGCCGCCGCCGAUGGCCGCUCCGCCGCCCGACGACCAGCCCGCCUGCUUCUGCUUCGAGGGCGGAGGCGCCUCUUGCCACGGCCGCGACCCGCGAGGCCUCGACCCGUACGCGCGGCUCGGCUCGCGGCUGCCUGUCAUCCUCAUCUCGCCGUGGCUCGCAAAGGGCACCGUCGUCUCGGAGCCUUCGGUCCGGCCGUUCGCCGACUCGCAGUACGACGGCACGUCCAUCGUCGCGACGAUCAAGCGACUCUUCGAGCUGCCCAACUUCCUGACGAAGCGCGACGCGUGGGCGGCGCCCUUUGACCACCUCUUCGACCGCCUCCCCGCCCCGCGCACCGACACGCCACGCCACCUGCCCGACGCGCCUCCGCCGACGAGGCGCCGCGGCCCUCGGCCGUACGGAACAGACUGCGACGAGCCGUCGAGGCGGAUGCGCCGCGCGAUCUCCGCCUUCGAGGAGGCGCUCGGCGUGCGCGCGCCCGAGCGGCUGCAUGCGUGCGCCGAGGCCGCCCCGCUGUGGGCCACCUCGUGUGAGGGCGGCACGAUGCUCGAGGCGUCCGAGUGGCUCGCCAAUGCGACGCGCGAGUGGCGCGCGGGGCCGGGCGCCCGCGUCGGAGACGCAGAGUAUUGCAAAUAA
Molecule: messenger RNA, 1422 nt
Organism: Emiliania huxleyi CCMP1516
Lineage: Eukaryota; Haptophyta; Isochrysidales; Noelaerhabdaceae
Exons: 3
Coding region: 1-1422 (473 amino acids)
Biological process (GO): phospholipid catabolic process
Molecular function (GO): hydrolase activity, acting on ester bonds
Source: RefSeq, a predicted model, not a curated record